Molecule: messenger RNA, 1306 nt
Organism: Bursaphelenchus xylophilus (pine wood nematode)
Lineage: Eukaryota; Metazoa; Nematoda; Chromadorea; Rhabditida; Aphelenchoididae
Source: the annotation of a GenBank genome assembly
AUGCUCUUCGGGAGCCAUGGCGCCGUCUAUUCGGCAUCGAUUUGCUCUACCUUCUGUCUUAUGGCCACAAUUGUUGUACUGCCCAUAGUGCACUUGAAGAUGCAGCAGAAAAUCAGCAUAAUGCUGAGCGACGUGGAAUUAUGCAAGGUGAGUUCUGAAGGUGUUAAUAGGCCGCAAAAGGCAUAACUUGCUAUCUGGAAGGUUUAUUUUUACUUUACGACAUUAAUUUAUAUUAUCCAUCCCAUUUCAGUUGGAAUCUCGCGAUUUAUGGAAGCAGAUGACGUUUGCCAAACCCGAGGCUUCCCGACAGAAACGUGGAUACGAUUCCAAUCCUUAUGGCGCAGGAGCUGCCGGAGCUGGGGCUUGUUGUGCUUGCACUCAGGGCGGCCCUGGCCCUCGAGGACCGCCUGGAAAGGAUGGAAAGCCAGGAAAAGAUGGGUUCCCGGGAACUGACGGUCAGCCAGGACGUCCUGGAAAGUAUCUUCCUGCCCCACCAGCCGGAACAAAUUCUUGUCAGAAGGUAGGAAAUGAUCUUUGAUAACUUUUGAUCUCAGGUGUCUAAAACAAUAUCGAUUUCAUUUUUCAAAAAAAAAACUGUUUUCUAUUCCGUGAUUAAUAUACUUCUGAAUGAGUGACUAAUCCUUAUUUUCAGUGUCCACCUGGCCCACCCGGACCACCAGGCCUUCCCGGAGCCAAAGGCUCCCGAGGUCCCGCCGGAAUCCCAGGAAGAGCCGGAAAGUCUGGAGAAAACAACCGACCCGGCCCUCCAGGUCCUCCUGGACCGCGUGGAGAACCCGGUCCGCCAGGACCAAAAGGAGUCCCCGGAGAUCGCGGAAAGGUUCUGAACGGCGCUCCGCCAGGUCCUCCCGGUCCCGCCGGCCGAGUCGGACCUCGCGGACAGCCCGGAGGAAGAGGGCACGACGGGAAACCCGGUCUUCCCGGACCAAACGGAAUCCGCGGAGGGGUCGGAGAUCGUGGAGCGCCCGGAAACCCAGGUCUGCCCGGCCCACAAGGACCGCCCGGAGAGCCGGGAAUGCCCGGAUCUUGCAGUCAUUGCGAGGGAAACCAAGGUCCGGCUGGGAAUGCGGGAGGCAGUGAUGGUGGUUAUACUGAUAAUCAGCCAACUCGGCGGCCAGGUCCAAGUGCUCCGGCUGCUGGGCCAUACGAAGAGCCAGUGGCACCACCAAAAGAAGUCAGCAGUGCCAGUUAUGGAGGUGGGAAUGACGGGCAAAACGGAGGAUAUCAAAGCGGACAAGGAUCAAGUGGAGGGACUCAAAAGGGGAGCGAAUACCUCUGGAUGAACUGA